Messenger RNA from Salvelinus sp. IW2-2015, 1409 nucleotides. Its product is annotated as BTB/POZ domain-containing protein 18-like. NCBI's taxonomy places the organism in Eukaryota, Metazoa, Chordata, Actinopteri, Salmoniformes, Salmonidae. Gene Ontology annotation, biological process: positive regulation of transcription elongation by RNA polymerase II. Gene Ontology annotation, molecular function: protein binding. The record is from RefSeq and is a predicted model, not a curated record.
UCAGCGUCAAAUCAGUGACCUCUGUAAAUUGUCAGUCACAAGGAGGCUAGCCUUCGGUCAAUUAAGAGUUAAAUAUAGGGAGAAAAAAAUCAUKUUUUUAAAAACAAAUUGUUUUAAACUUUUAUGCACUUAGCAUUGUCGAUGCUUUGACGUCUUAUUUUAUUUGAGAAAAAUGACAUAUCGAAUGACUGGAUAAAGUGAAUGUGGCGGUAUCAGAGGCCAGGGUUUGAGGCCUUACUCCUGGCAGAGCUUCAGAGACAGCAGAGGUGCAGACAGUUCUGUGACACGGUGCUCCGAGCAGACGGGGUGUCAGUACCGGCCCACAGUUGCAUCCUGUUCACCCUAAGCCCCCAGCUGUCAUGUGCCCUGUCCACCUCACCGGCACCUCCCUCUGGGCAAAGCCACCUACUGGAUUUCCAGGCUUUUGGGGCAUGCACCCUGGUGAGGCUGGUGGGUCUGCUGUACUCUGGGGAGAUGGUGGGAGAGGCGGAGAGGCAGGAGGGGAUUUCUGCUGCUCCUAGGCUGGGCAUCCAAGGACUGGUGGAGGUCGGAAAGAGGGAUGACAAGAAAGAAAGGGAGGUGGAAGAUGUGGUCCAUCAGUCAAGGAGAAGAACGGGUCCAAGCUUGGUGGAGGAGAAGAGACUGAUGGAGUGGGUAUCACAAAGGAACGUGGGGGUGCAAACGGACAGAAUAGUCAAACGGACUGUCUGCACGGCAGAGCAGUGAAGCUCAGACAGAGAGAAAGAUGGGAGGAGAAAGAGGGAGGAGAGAGAAGAGAGGAGGAGAAGCACUCACCAUGAGUCUCGGAGAGAGGAUGAAAACGACUCCGGGACUCAGGCAUGUGAGUUGAAGGGAAAUGAGACAGACACUGGUGACUCUAACAGUGGCUUUUCCACUGGGCURGUCUGUUCCACUGUGGACUCUGAUCUCGUGACCUCACUCACUGGUUCAGCUGGGCCAGUUUUCCUCAGUGCGUCCCAUGUUGAUGAUGUCAUCCCUUUCCAGGGAACGGAGGCCUCUGGUUCUGUUGUCCCUGUUCCCCUCUCCAUACCGUUCCCCCUUAAUAUCCCCUACAUCCCUCUGUCUCACCUGCUUUACUGUCCCCCAGCUGAUAAUCACACCCCUAACAAUCCCCAUCCUACCAUCUUCAUGCCUUCUGGGGAAUCUGCACCCAUUUAUUUCCUCCCCUCUCCCCUCUCCUCCCUCAUCCCUUUAUCCAUCUCAUCCGUGACCCUGUCUACGUCUGACCCAGAGCAUGUGACCGAGGGGCGCCACCCCUUCACCUCUGACCCCCAGACAUGGAGGAUGGGGCUACCAGGAGGAGAAGGCCUUGGAUCAGGGGGGAGGGAGAGGCAGAAGGGUUUGAGCGCUUCGAGGGAAACAUCGCUGGAUUCAUCAGUUACUUCCUC